Molecule: messenger RNA, 573 nt
Organism: Lacerta agilis (Sand lizard)
Lineage: Eukaryota; Metazoa; Chordata; Lepidosauria; Squamata; Lacertidae
Gene: C1H2orf66
Product: chromosome 1 C2orf66 homolog
Exons: 3
Coding region: 27-332 (101 amino acids)
Source: RefSeq, a predicted model, not a curated record
GAUUUCAGUCUGUUACUCUCUCCAGCAUGUGGAAGAUGGUGAUUGUUGUUCAAUGCGCUACACUGAUUUUAAGAGGGCUGGGAGAGGGAGCUCCAUUAAGGCCUGAGGAGACUUGGAAACCCCUGGACAACCCCCGAAACAGAGAUCUGUUUUUUAGAACGCUAAAGACUUACUUUUCCGGGAGAGGUCUCGAUCUCAGGAAGUUUCCAGAUACUUUCUCAAAGAACAAUGACAAACCAAAGCCAGUAGCUUUCAACUUGGAUCCUCUUGAUUCUGCAUUUGCAGAUUACGAAGAAAAGAAAAACUCUUUUAUAACUUAUCUCAAAGGCUAAAGGAUAUUGAUCAAGGUGUCUCUUUUUAGAAAUACCGGUAGUUUAUUUCGUUCAGCCCCCCUCCCAAAAUUAUUUGAAGGCACAACUGCAAAAUAUGGAGAAGUGCAAGAAAGUUGAGAAAAGAAGGAAGGGGAAAGACAAGAAAAAAGAAGUGGUAAAAAAGAAGAAAAGGACUCCCGGUUGUUUCAAAGCAUCUAUGAAAUCUAAUAAUUGUUAAUUAAUUGACAAGGCACUAUUUCCC